Messenger RNA from Sycon ciliatum, 775 nucleotides. Its product is annotated as large ribosomal subunit protein bL28m-like. NCBI's taxonomy places the organism in Eukaryota, Metazoa, Porifera, Calcarea, Leucosolenida, Sycettidae. The record is from RefSeq and is a predicted model, not a curated record. Gene Ontology annotation, cellular component: mitochondrial large ribosomal subunit. The coding region runs from base 154 to 684 and encodes 176 amino acids. Gene Ontology annotation, molecular function: structural constituent of ribosome. The transcript has 3 exons.
UGGUUUGUUCUUUUCAUUUGUUUGAUUUCUUUGAGUUGGAGUUCGAGUCAGUAAUUUCACCUGAGCACUACACUCCUUUCUACAUUCAAGUUAUAACUCAGUUUCCACGGAUAGUUGUGCUUCUAACCGGCGAGGCCGGGGUUUGGUGCCAAAAUGGUCUACUCCAAGUUUACUGGAUUCCGUGCGACGCACUACCCUGAAAGAGCCAUGACUGGAUUGUGGCACAAUCAAGGCGUUCAAACUGGAUGGGAUGCUACACCGUGCAACGUAAAGUACAAGAGACAUUGGAAGCCCAACGCCUUGCCACGUAGUUAUCACAGCAAGAUUUUGAACAAGACUUUCUUCAGUCUGAGUGUGACACAGCGCUGUGCCAGGUACAUUGACCACUGUGGUGGCUUUGACAACUAUAUCAUCCACACACCGGUGUCUAAAAUGAACUCUCUAUUUGGAGCCACAGUCAAGGAAGCUAUGCUGAAGAAACUGGAGAUGGACCCAACCAUAGAGGUACCAGAGGAGGUGUAUCGCCACCGCCCCGACAAACACUCGAGGGCUGCCAAGCUAGAAGAAAAGCUUGCAAAGCGCGAGCCCCUGCGCAAUGAGGCCCGCCAGAGUCUGGAAGCAAUGAUGAAGGCUGAAGAGGAGGAGAGACUGCUCUUGAAAAGGAACACAGUGACUAGCGUUUGAGAAAACGUUGGUCUUAUCAUGUACAUAGUGUAUUAUAUCAAUAGGAGUCUGGUUGAGUUUUUUGCAAUUAAUUAUCUAUAGUGGCCUUUUA